This is a messenger RNA of Moesziomyces antarcticus, 6099 nucleotides long. RefSeq lists its product as uncharacterized. The record is from RefSeq and is a predicted model, not a curated record. The annotation marks the transcript as partial. The transcript has 4 exons. Gene Ontology annotation, biological process: proteolysis. Gene Ontology annotation, molecular function: metalloendopeptidase activity; zinc ion binding. Lineage: Eukaryota; Fungi; Basidiomycota; Ustilaginomycetes; Ustilaginales; Ustilaginaceae.
AUGCUUCUAGCGUUCGGAGGGUCCAGCCUUGCCAACGAUGGCUCGGGACCGCACAAAGGCCGACAUGCCUUCUUUUCCAUCCUCGAGUCAGGGUCGCUCUGCACUUGCAUCGGCACCUGUCCCUUCUCUAGCUCGCGCGGUCCAGAAGGCAAGAGGGUACGGUCAUUCAAAGGGUUCGUCCUAGACAAGAGGUACCGGAACGCCCAGCAAAUAAAGGCUGCUGCCAUCACCAGCCCUUACGACCAGCAGAAGUGGCGUCCGUCGAUGUGGAGGGCCGUGCAACGUGGCGCACGUUCCAUGAUCUGCUGCACCGUGCAGCGGAUAAAGGUGCUCAAAGGGUCUGAACGAAGGCCUGAGGAUCCGCCACCAAUGAAUGCCGCGUGGCAUCAUCGAGCUGGAUGGGAUACCGCCAGCUUGGGCCGUGUGAAGUCGAGUCUCCACGUCUGCCUGCUCGGUCGCCCCAAGCGUCCGGACGCCACGGCUGGUCACGAUGCGAGCGUCGACCCGCCCAUCGAUGGCCGAACCGGAGCCACGGGCUCCUGUGGCGCUGGUCACAAAGGCCUCGCUUCUCCAAGCAUGCUCCUGGCUUCUGCCAACGUCAGGUCGAGCCGCUUGCUUCUGUCCAAGCCCUCAGCCUCGGCCAAGUCUCCUUGGCAACGCAGAGUCCGGCUCUCCACCACGUCCACUCGCACUCCACCUUGCAACGAGCUUGCUCUUGAUCCACAACGCCCUUCCUCUGAGGUCAAGCCAGGCUCGCCAUCGCCGAUCAUGUCGGACUCCAAACCGGUACGCCUCGACUGCGAUCUCUUUGAACCGCCGCCCGACGAUGAGCCUGUCGAGACUGCCAAUGACGAGAACCAACCGCCUCGCCCGGAAUCCUCCGUCCAGGCUCCCGUGGUGCAGACCGGGGAGCUGCUCGAGGGGGAUGCCGGUGGCAGCCCAAGCAUGGCUUCGCAGUGGUACGAGCAGGCCGUCGCCGCGCCGACUCCGCGACGCAUGACUAACAAACAAGCCAUCUCUCUGUUUGUUCCUCCUCCUGCAACACAGACGUCCACCGCUUCCGCCACCGCCAACACCUCGGCUCCCACUGCCGUUCCCUCGGCCCCCACUGCCGCUCCUUCGGCUCCCACUGCGCCUACCAACGCUCCUCCUGCCGCUCCUGCCGCUCCUGCCGCUCCUACCGGCGCUUCUCCCGCUGCUCCCUCGGCUCCUCGUGGAACUGCUGCGUGGGGUGGCCAUCUGGCAGCGUGCCAGCGAGACCGGAAUCUGCGUCUCUUCCUUGCCCGCGGCGAUGGCAAGAUCGCCGAGUUUGUCUCGGACACCUCUCCCGAUGGCGGCAGCGCUUCGAUCGAUGUGGCUGCCGGCACCCUCAACACUGCCUGCCUUGCCUCAUCGCGCAUCGCUGCAACCACCUUUGCGGGUGACAAGACCAUCAUCGUCUACCAGAAUGCCGGUGGCUCCAUCUGCCAGCGCAUCCUCGCUGGAUCAGGCCAGGCGUGGAAUGACGAAGAGGUAGUCGUCGCCGCCCGCGACCAGCCCCUGGCCGGUACUACGCUCGCCGCGUACGAGACCGCAGAUGGUGUGGUCCUCUUCUGGCAGAACACGAGCGGUGCCCUCAUGCGUAAGUUGCUCGAUGGCGAAGACACGGUCUAUCCGCUCGACAUCAAGGGCGAGACCCCCCCGCCCGGCUUCCACGUCCACGUCAACUACGAGGGCGACGACCAGCCGCUCACGAUCUACUGGCAGAGCGACAAGGAUUCUGUCAUCUACGGCCUCCGCGGCCCUCCCUCGGCUCACAAGGUCGACUUCACCGCGGCUGCUCAGCUCAAGAUGACCUCCCUCACUUCGGCCUUCGCCGUCGUCGAGACGCCCGUCAUCGCCGAUACCAAGGCAGGCGGUCCCGUCUUCUACUAUUCCAACCCCAGGCGUCGAUGCAUCGAGUCUACGGCCGAGGGAGAGAUCACCGCGAUCCUCACCCCUGCGUCUGCGCACAUCGACCCCAACUUUGGCUACUGCCGCCUCCGACCCGCUGCCAGGGCUGCUGAUGACGCCAAGGCCACCAAGCUGCUGUGCAUCAGCGACGACAAUUCGCUCUGCAUGCUCAUCGUCAGAGACGCCGUCGACCUCGAUGACGACAAGACUCAGCUGAUCCAGCUCCACCUCUCCAAUGCCGAUUUCCCACCCUCUGGAGCCGGACAGCAGCCGGCAGACAACAGCGGGGACAAGAGCGGCGCCAACAGCGGGGGCCAGCCUAGUGGCGAUGCUUCCGGCCAGCCCAACGGUCAUAAUCCACAGAAGCCUGCGGACGACCAGAAAGCUGAUCCCAAGCCGAGCAACAUGCCCAGCAUCAUGAGCUGGAUCCGCAAGACCUGCAAGGAGGUUCUGACGCCCGACAACCUCCAGACCGCCGUCAUCCAAGCCAAGCUCAGCAGCAGCUCCUCGCGUCUCGACGCCGUCUUUGCCAGCACUAGUAAGCUGUGGGAUGGCGAUAACCCGCAGAAAAUCUACUAUGGCUUCCUGCCCGGCGAAUUCGCGGGCAACGAACUCCAGCAGGGAAAGGUGAGGAGCGUCAUCGACGAGUGGACCUGGUACGCCAACGUGCAGUUCAUCGAGGGCAAGAACAUCAGUGCGUGCGAUGUACGAAUUCGCUUCAAUCCCAAGGACGGCAGCUGGUCGUACGUCGGUACGGAUAGCCACACCCUUCAGCUGCAGGAUGCCACCAUGAAUCUUGCCUGGGUGCAGCCGUCGGGAGCCGUGCCAACCAAGAACGAGAGGGCCGUCAUUCUGCACGAGUUUGGCCACGUCUUGGGCUUGCUGCACGAGCAUCAGAGCCCUGCCCACGGAGGCAUCGCCGUUGUAAACGAACAGGCGGCUCUCGACAUGUACCGCACUGGCCAGCACUGGCCCGACAAGCAGAUCUACGAUCAGGUGAUCAACGUCUACAAGAUAACGGACGUAUCCAACUUCUCUGAGGUAGACACCACCUCGAUAAUGCACUAUCCGCAGCCCAAGGAGCUCACCGGGCUCAAGGAAGACAUCGGAUACAACAAGGAACUCAGCGACCUCGACAAGGCCUACAUGGUGCUGCAGUAUCCUCGUGACAAGCCCCACGCGCAAGCACCCCAGUGGACGUUCGACCACGCCCUUGCUGUCAUCAAGUGCCCCGAAUCCGUGUGCCAGCAGAUGCGCACGGCGAGGGCCGCCAUCAAGAACUCGGAUGGCAAGACAGAUUUGAGCGAGCUUCGCAAGAUUCUGGGCGACUGGUCCAUUUCAGCUCACAGCAAGAACACCGGAACGUCGCCUGCCCACGACGUGGACAUGGGACCGGCAAUGCCGUCAUCUGCAGCCGAUCCAGCUCAGCCGCUGCACGGCGAUGAACCUCCUCCUGCUACGCCGACCAAUUUCGUGUCAGAAGGACCCUUCAUCAAAGUCAUGUACGACAAGCUCCUGAACUUCUUCCCUCCCGGCGAUGGACAGUACUUUGCGCUCCAGUUCCCCACGCGCUACCUCGACAAGGCGUCGUUCGCCUACGAUACGAGCAGCGUCUUUUCGCGCUUCGAGAAGCCCGUCGUGGUCAACGAGGCCGAGUUUCGGCUGACCGACGACCUGUUCAAUCUCGGUCCCAUCGUUGGCGGACCCAACGGCCAGUCCCUCUCCAACAACUACGUCAAGGUCCUCAACUCGCUCGUGCCUUCCUACGAAGGUAUCGAGGCACGCAAGCAGCGAGAGCUCAUGCGCUCGUGGCUUCUCGCCGAGACGCACCCGGACGAGGCUGCCUUCAUCUCGGAUUCGCGCCUCGUGGUACCGAACCUGGACGGAUCGGGUGUUGCCAAGCUGGCAGGCGGAUCCGGCGUCCAGAUCUCGACCAAUGGCGCUGUCGCAGGUCAGCUGCAGCCUAACCAGGUCAGCCCUUCGAGCGACGCCAGUCUGGACGCGGCCAAGGGCGCGCUCAGAGGCGUCGAGGCGACCGGGAUGACGGACGCGCGCCUCAUGACCCGCAUGGAGUUCUCCAACACGCUCACCAUGGAGUACCUCGGCGCAAAGCAGAAGUGGGAGCUGGACCGCGACGCACAGAUGCAAGAGGCCGAGGCCAAAAACGACCCCAAGGAGCUGGAGAAGCUCACGCGCAAGCUGGCCCACAUCACGGGCACCCAGAAUGCGAUCCUCUCCAACAAAUACGCCAACGCCGUUGUGCGAGGUCACACCCACACGGUCCGAGAGCUUCUCGGCCAUCUCGACAUCCGCACCACCGCCGAGAUGCUGCAGGACGCCAAGGAUGCUCUGCGCGAGAGUGCACUCAGCUCGCUCUACACUGCCUCGAGCGUCUAUCCCGUCCAGCUCGAGCCGACAGACUGGUUCCAGGCGCUCGACACGGGCUUCACCAGAGAGGAUCUCAGCCAGACGCCCGAACUGAUGGAGCAGGCUAUCCACUCCAAGUCGAUGCAGAUCGAGGCGCUCGAGACCAGAAUCGCUACCCUCCGAGGCUUUCAGGUUGGUGUGCCCGAGGAAGCCGAAAAAACUGUCAAGCUUGCAGCCGACGCGCACAUGGCUGCGAUGGGCGCCCUCUCGCAAGCCUACACCGAGAAUACGAUCAGUGCCGUCAAGCUUGCCAUCACCAUCGCCGGCGGAGUCCCUCCCAAAGCUGGCAGUGCCGACCCUGUCGGCGACGCCUGGAUAGCUACGAAGGGGAACAUCACCAGCAACCCAAACGCGAAGAGCAAGCUCACGGACAUCUUUGGCCCCGGUCUCAACGGUCUCGACGACAUUGGCAAGCAAAUUACCAACGUGACUGCGCUCAACAUGAAAGUCAACGCCGCUUCCAGAGCGCUCACCGACGCCAUGGCCUUUGCCGCUCUUGCCAAAGCGGGCGACACGCACAUCGAGGUGGAGAAUACACAGCGGGCUCUCACGGCCGCCAAGGACGAGCUUCAAGAGCUGCAAGACCAUUACGGCAUGGCACUCAAAGCGCAGUCCGUGCGUGCCGACGAGCUCAAAAAGCCGACCGAGGAAGUCGGCAAGCUCCCCGCGGGCAACGGCGGCAGCCGAUGGAUCGACCUUUCCGUCAGCUCUUUGGUCAAGAACGAUGAACAGGCGAGCGUCGCCUCGAGCUCGGCCAAGACGGACUCGUUCUCGUGCAACUUUUGGCUCGGCUCGGUGUCCAGGAGCUCGUCGAGCCAGUCAGCGUCGGUGGUCGAUAAUCAGAGAAAAUUCUCGCUCAAGGUGACGGUCAACAUGCGGGUCACCUACAUCACUGUCGAUCGCUCUGGCUGGUUCGACCCCAGCAUCGCCCAGAUGAGCGGCGCCUUUAUGCAUGUCUACCAAGGCGACGACUACGCCUCGUGGUCAACCUGGGGCGACAAGGUCAUGUCGACGGACGACGACGAAACCAAGAAGGCAAAAAAGCAAAAGGCAGACGCCCUCAAGAGCUCCCAGUUGGCGUCAGAGAUCUCGCAGGGCAACACCAGCAACAUCACCGAAGGAUACCUGUCCGCCUUCCCCGUCGGCUACGUCUUGGUCAAGGAUUGCGUCAUCCAGGUCGAGUCGGACAGCUUCACGAGCGACGCAGAUCGAUCGUCUUUCAAGGAAAGCAGCUCCAGCUCGGGCGGCUUCCUAUGCUUCUCUACGAGCAGCUCUUCGAGCAAGACGGGCGACUCAAGCCACUCGAGUUCGACCCAGACGAGCGACGGCAUGGUCAUCCGUAUUCCCGGUCCACAGAUCUUGGGCUACAUGAUGCAGCUCGUGCAUCCCGACAAGUCGCGCGAGUUUGUCAAGAUGCCCACCGACUAUCUCUUUGAAGAGAUGCAGCGGAUCGACGCCGAAGACAAGAACCGCGGCGGCACUUCGGGCGGAGGAUCUGCCCCUGCCCACGGCGUCAACCCCGACCAGGUCCCCGACCAGACCGACCGGAAACCCGGUGUCAGACGCUUCAAUGCAAGUGGCAUGUUCCGCGACGGCGACAACAAGCCGGCCGCAGCAGCGUCCGCAAGUCAAGGUGGUCAGAGCGGCUCUCCGAUGGGACCAGCCUCUACCAUCGAUCCCAACGCUGGCAGCGGCUCAUUUGCGUCUAGCCAGAGCUACGCUGACCAGGUCAAGAAUCUC